UGGCUGCUAGCUGUGUAAAACCGAGAACUGCCGAGAGCCGACUCCUGGUGUCCAUUGCAGUGUUGGAGUGGGGCUAGCAGGGCAAUGGAGACCCGAACAGUGCCGAAGAGAGUUCCCUGACCAGUGUGCCGAUCGGGUUUAGUCAGAUUGCACUUGUACAAGAACAUUAUCCAAAAGUAGUUCUAACAUGGCCAGUUUAAGGAUUUUUGGGGCUCUCAGAAGAUUUCCCCGAAACAAUUAUGAGUGCGUUAUUAGAUCAGGCCAUCAGACCUCUCUUAGAUUUUUAGCAACUUCAGUGUCCAAUAAGCAUACAAAAUACAAAAUCGUCGAGGAUGUGGCUGUUAUCACAUUGGAUUCUCCAGGUGUCAAGGAGAAUACCUUGAACGCUGAACUGGUUCAAGAACUGCAGGGUCAUCUCGAACAAAUCGAGAGUAAUUCUGCUGUUAAAUCUGCGGUCGUAAUGAGUGGCAAACCAAACAGUUUCGUUGCUGGGGCUGAUAUCUUAAUGUUGCAGAGUCUCAAGACAGAAGACGAAGUUUAUCAAGUGGCAAAAGAGGGUCAAAAAGUUCUGGAUAGAGUGGCCGCCAGCAAAAAACCUUUUGUUGCUGCUGUUCUGGGUACUUGUAUGGGAGGUGGUUUGGAGCUGACACUCGCUUGUCAUUAUCGCUUAGCUGUGAAUGACAAGAAAACACUGAUAGGAUUGCCAGAGGUUAAGCUCGGUCUCCUACCUGGUUGCGGAGGAACUCAGAGGUUACCCAAGCUGAUAGGGCUACCACAAGCCCUCAGUAUGACCCUCACUGGCACCCCAUUAAAGGCUGAUAAAGCUAAGAAGUUUGGAAUAGUUGAUUUACUAGUUAAUCGACUCGGACCAGGUGUUAGUACAGCUGAGAACAAUACACUCAGAUACUUAGAGGAGAUAGCGAUAAAAACAGCGAAGGACUUGGCUUCCGGCCAAUUAAAGGUGAACCGUGGUCCCAAAUCCAUUGUACAAAAAAUUACAAAUUGGGCAUUAACUUUGGACAUCGUAAAAGAUCAAAUAUUCAAGAAAUCUAAGCAACAAGUAAUGAAAAUGACGAAUGGUUUGUAUCCAGCACCUUUGAAAAUUAUGGACGUGAUUCGUACAGGACUUGACAAGGGUUCGGCAGCUGGAUUUGAAGCAGAGGCCCGUGGUUUCGCCGCUUUAGCAAUGACUCCAGAGUCCAAAGGCCUUAUAAACCUGUUCCUCGGUCAGACUGCAUGCAAAAAGAAUCGUUUUGGAGCUCCUAAAAACCAACCGAAGAAGCUUGGAGUGAUUGGGGCUGGAUUGAUGGGUGCAGGUAUUGCCACUGUUAGUAUUGACAAAGGGUACAUUGUGGCAUUGAAGGAUACCACUGAAUCUGGACUUUCCAGGGGCAUUGGACAAGUGCAGAAAAAAUACGAGGAUGGGCUCAAGCGAAAGCGCAUCAGUCAGGUGGAAAAGGGCCGAAUAAUGGCCAACCUCAUUCCCACGUUGAAUUAUACUGAUUUAAAGGAUGCCGAUAUUAUUAUCGAAGCAGUCUUUGAAGAUUUAGCUAUCAAGCACAGAGUAAUUAAAGAACUUGAGGCCACUGUCCCUGAACAUUGCAUUAUCGCCUCAAACACGUCAGCUAUACCAAUCACUAAAGUUGCUGCCGGCAGCAGUCGCCCUGAAAAAGUUAUUGGUAUGCACUAUUUCUCACCAGUAGAUAAAAUGCAACUUCUUGAGAUCAUCACGCACAAGGGAACAUCCACAGAAGCAAUAAAAACUGCGGUAGAUGUUGGAUUGAAACAGGGAAAAGUUGUUAUCAUUGUUGGUGAUGGUCCUGGAUUCUAUACAACUAGAAUUCUCAGUACUAUGUCAACGGAAAUGUUGAGAUUGCUUCAGGAGGGCAUGGAUCCCAUACGUUUGGAUAAACUUACAAAGAAAUUCGGAUUCCCUGUUGGUAUUGUGACACUUGGUGAUGAGGUGGGCAUUGAUGUUGGAUCACACAUUGGUGCUGAUCUUUCCCGAGAGUUUGGGCCACGGUUCCAAGGGGGCGACAUUGGAAUCAUGAGUGACAUGGUUAAAGCCGGAUAUUUGGGCCGAAAAUCGGGGAAAGGAAUUUAUGUCUACGAAGCUGGUAAAAAAGACCGAGAUGUGAACCUUGGAGCUUUGGAUAUUCUGAAGAAAUAUCACCUCGAGCCGAAAGGUAGCACUACCGAUGAAGAUCUUCAAAUGAGGAUGGUCACUCGAUUCGUGAAUGAAGCUGUACUGUGUCUUGAAGAAAAUAUCCUGGCUAAUCCUCUUGAGGGAGAUAUUGGCGCCGUAUUUGGUCUUGGUUUUCCACCAUUCACAGGCGGUCCAUUUAGAUGGGUCGACUCCUAUGGGGCCGCUAAUAUUGUCCGGAAGAUGGAAGAGUUUGCUAGCCAUUACGGUGAUGCAUUCAAACCCUGCCAAACCCUGUACAACAUGGCAGCAGAUUCAACGAAAAAGUUCCACUCCAAGUAGAGAAGAAUAUUGAAGAAUUUAUAGAUUUUUACAAUUUCUAAGAGAAUUGCCGGCAGUGCGGAAUUUGACGACUUGAUAAAAGCUGUUUAGAAAGUAUUUGAGAUUUUCUAUGAAUCAGCGCUAAAUAUAUUUGACUUAGGGAUCUUCGAAAUCCUUUCAAUGAGUUACAGAACAUUUUCGUUCAGUGUAUAAAAUAGGCGUACCUCAAAGGUAAUUAGUCAAAAAGAGAAGAAUUCCCUGUCGAAGGACUCAUUCAGUCAACUCGUGUGUGCUCUUUAUGAAGAAUAAUUGCAUUUUAUACGGGAAAUGUUUACAUUUCCAUAUUUUCUAGGAAUAUUGAAAAAUUGUUAUAAAUAUAUUUUUUGAAGAAUGGAAGAUGUUAUUCUCACAUCCAGAGAAAUGAUGAGAAACCAUAAUGUAACAAAUUUUACACAAUGCAUAAAUGAUUUCAUUACUUUCCAUUAUUA
Molecule: messenger RNA, 2952 nt
Organism: Diachasmimorpha longicaudata
Lineage: Eukaryota; Metazoa; Arthropoda; Insecta; Hymenoptera; Braconidae
Gene: Mtpalpha
Product: trifunctional enzyme subunit alpha, mitochondrial
Exons: 7
Coding region: 188-2485 (765 amino acids)
Biological process (GO): fatty acid beta-oxidation
Cellular component (GO): mitochondrion; mitochondrial fatty acid beta-oxidation multienzyme complex
Molecular function (GO): NAD+ binding; (3S)-3-hydroxyacyl-CoA dehydrogenase (NAD+) activity; enoyl-CoA hydratase activity
Source: RefSeq, a predicted model, not a curated record